GGUCUGUUUGAUAAAAAACAAAAACACAUAGAAUUGAUACGUAUCAAUAAAACGCAUCAUGAAUUGCUAGUUUCUUUGUCCUAAUGCUAACAGAUUAGCUGUGCAAUUAAAUACUAUAAAAACAAGUAGUUAAGCUCAAAGUUCAACGUGAUGAACAGAUCAGAGGAAGCGCCGCUGGUGAGCGACAGUGACAAUGAUGCUGAGGUUACAUAUGCAGAGCCCGCGCCACGCAUACUGGAUGCGGCGCAACCAGAUGAAGCGAUAGUUGAGCCCACCGUUGUGCCUGAGACAAAUGAGCGAGCCGGAUUUGGUUCAAAAUGGUUUAUACUGGAGCCUGCCGUAUUUCUAAUGUUCUUUGGUCGCUUUCUUAUUGGGGCGGUUUUUCAGAAUCAAAUCCUCUAUCAAACAUGCGUUACCAUCUACAAAUUUAACGAAUCCGACUGUGAACCCCUUUUGGGAAAUGAUCGUGGCUCGGAAGCUAGUAAAAGUCUGGAAAUAAUAGUGCAGCCAUACUCGGCGAAUAUAACAAUGGCUGUUUCGCUACUGGAGAGCAUAAUCCCAGCAUUUGUCAGUCUCUUUAUAGGUCCGUGGUCGGAUAAGUUUGGACGACGACCCAUACUAAUAACAGUGUUUACGGGCUAUGUAACAAGCGCUUUAAUACUGAUUGUCAUAGCUGCGAUUACCAUGCAUCAGAACAUCAAUCCCUGGUGGUUUUUGUUGCCAUCGGUGCCAUCAGUGUUAAGCGGUGGUACUUGCGCCUUGAUUACUGGCAUAUACUGCUAUAUAUCCGAUGUGGCCAAGGAACGCAAGCGUGCUAUGCGCAUGGUGCUCAACGAGGCUUCGCUGUGUACUGGCAUGAUGAUUGGCAAUGUAGCUAGUGGUUAUAUUUAUGCCGCAACCAAUUCGGUUACAAUUUUUGGUGUUGCAUGCGGACUUAUGUUUCUUGCCUGGCUUUAUGUGUUCUUCUUUGUGCCCGAGAGCUUGCCGCCGGAGGAUAUACACAGCGGUUCUCGCAUACGCGAAUUCUUUCGUUUUAGUCUGGUCAAGGAUCUGGUGCGCACCAGCCUGCUGCAGCGUGCCAAUUAUGAUCGGGCUAUUAUCUGGCUAACAAUAAUAGCGUUAACCAUUAGCAUCUUUAAUAUGGAGGGCGAGAACACAUGUAAUGUGCUCUUUAUGCGCGAACAGUUUGACUGGACAAUCAAGGACAUUAGCCAGUUUAAUGCAGCUCGCAUUGUUGUACAAAUAAUUGGCAGCACUGCUGGCAUGAUCCUGCUGCGUCGCAUACUUAAGGUGUCUAUCAUAACCAUGACCUUGCUUGCUAUGGGCAGUUGUGUGCUGGAGAGCACUGUGCGUGCCACUGCUGUCUAUUGGUGGGAAAUGUAUUUGGGCAUGCUGCUGGGCAUGAUGCGUGGCGUGCUGGGACCCAUGUGUCGCGCAAUUCUGUCGCUAGUGGCACCCCCAGAAGAUGUUGGCAAAAUCUUUGCUCUGACUACCUCAAUCGAAAUGGUAACUCCUUUGGGAGCUGCGCCUUUAUACACUAGUAUCUACAAAGCCUCUGUUGCCAUCCAUCCGGGCAUUUUUAAUAUCAUUAGCGCUGGCACCUCUUUUGUUGCUUAUAUUUUUAUUGCCAUCAUAUUUGGCAUUCAAAAAUCUUUGAGCAAUACCAGCGCUUAUAAACAAAUAGGCAGCUAACCAUGUCGUUAUUUUUUAUUUGUAUCUAGUUCAAUUGACCAAAAUUUUAAAGACAACUGCAAUAUUUUUUAUAAUGUGGCUUCUAAUUGUAAAA
Messenger RNA from Drosophila busckii, 1786 nucleotides. Its product is annotated as proton-coupled folate transporter. Gene Ontology annotation, cellular component: membrane. Gene Ontology annotation, biological process: transmembrane transport. The record is from RefSeq and is a predicted model, not a curated record. Gene Ontology annotation, molecular function: transmembrane transporter activity. The coding region runs from base 151 to 1692 and encodes 513 amino acids. The transcript has 7 exons. NCBI's taxonomy places the organism in Eukaryota, Metazoa, Arthropoda, Insecta, Diptera, Drosophilidae.